Mytilus trossulus (common blue mussel) is the source of this 6025-nucleotide messenger RNA. Its product is annotated as serine/threonine-protein phosphatase 4 regulatory subunit 3A-like. Gene Ontology annotation, molecular function: protein phosphatase activator activity. Gene Ontology annotation, biological process: protein dephosphorylation; DNA damage response. The transcript is spliced from 17 exons. Gene Ontology annotation, cellular component: nucleoplasm; protein phosphatase 4 complex. Lineage: Eukaryota; Metazoa; Mollusca; Bivalvia; Mytilida; Mytilidae. The record is from RefSeq and is a predicted model, not a curated record. The coding region runs from base 202 to 2709 and encodes 835 amino acids.
CGUGUAACAAAUUUUGGAAACCCCAAUUUGACUAAACACAUUCAAGAUGGCGGACCAAUUGAUUGCUCGACAUUAUGUUUACCAAAUGUGAUGUGAGUACGCGGUCCAGAUUGCCUUCGUGUGGAAUCGAAUAGUACAAAGGAUUUCAGCAUAAAUUAAACUAUACCAAUAAGUUUAAUAAACAAAUAAUAGCAUACAGAAAUGGCGGACACAACAAGCACACGUAGACGUGUUAAAUUGUACAUGUUAAACGAAGAACGCCAGUGGGAUGACCAAGGCACCGGGCAUGUGUCCUCCAUUUUUGUUGAAAGAUUGAAAGGAAUGUCACUUCAAGUCCGAUCUGAGACGGAUGGAACUGUUCUCUUGGAGUCAAAGAUUCAGCCUGAUACCAUGUACCAGAAACAACAGGAAACCUUGAUAGUAUGGUCAGAAGCAGCUAACUAUGACUUGGCAUUAAGUUUCCAGGAACAAGCUGGUUGCCUUGAGAUUUGGAGGAAAAUUUGUCAGGUACAAGGAAAAGAUCCAUCAGUGGACAUCACACAAGAUUGUUUGAUCGACCAUGGUGAACAUGAUGAAGAAUUUCAGGAAGACAGCACUAUAGAAGAUGCCCCAGACGCUGCUCAGGAGAUCGAGUUACCUCCCUGUGAACUUAGCAAACUAGAGGAGAUAUGGAAUAUAUUUACAGAGUCAUCUAUUCAAUCUACACCCAUACGCAAAGAAAAACUCUCAAUGGCCAUUGAAAACAGUGGCUAUAUCAAAAAAUUACUGGAUCUGUUUCACAUGUGUGAGGAUUUAGAUAACAUGGAAGGACUUCAUCAUUUGUAUGAAAUAUUUAAGAAUAUAUUUUUAUUGAACAGAAACGAACUAUUUGAGAUCAUGUUCUCAGAGGAAACAAUAUUUGAUGUGAUAGGAGUGUUAGAACAUCAGCCAUCAUCGCCACAGCCAUCACAACACAGAACAUAUUUAAAGGAGACGGCAAAGUUUAAACAAGUUGUGCCGAUGACAAACAAGGAACUUCUGAAUAAGAUCCACCAAACAUAUCGUGUACAGUACAUACAGGACGUCAUCUUACCAACGCCCUCUGUGUUCGAGGAGAAUCAUUUAUCGUCAUUAACGUCAUUUAUAUUCUUUAACAAAGUAGAGAUUGUCAGUAUGAUACAGGAAGAUGAGAAGUUUUUAUCAUCACUGUUUACACAGUUGACAAGUGACGACACAGAGGAAGCUGUCAGAAGAGAUUUAGUGCUAUUUUUGAAAGAAUUUUGUACAUUUUCACAAACACUGCAACAAGAUAGCAGAGAAUCAUUUUUCAAGACAUUGUCAUCUUUUGGUGUUUUAUCAGCUAUAGAAGUCAUAUUAGGACUGGAUGAUCCACAAAUUAAAUCAGCUGCAAUAGAUAUAUUUUCAUACAUUGUGGAGUUCAGUCCAUCCACUGUCAGAGAAUUCAUAAUGAAGGAAGGUCAGAAACAGGAUGAUGAUGAUUUACUGGUUAAUCUGGUGAUAGAUCAGAUGAUCAAUGAUCCGGAUCCAGUUGCAGAGCUGGGAGGUGCAUUACAGUUGAUGGGUGUUCUUAAACUACUGAUAGAUCCAGAAAACAUGAUAGCUACAUCAAAUGUAAGCCUAAAUGCUUACUACUUCAAUAAAACAGAGAAGUCUGAGUUCUUAGUGUUCUUCUACAAACACAGCAUGCAUGUGUUAACGGCACCAUUAUAUGCCAACACAUCAGAGGGACGCUUAAGUAAAGAUGACUUCCAGUCAGCACAGCUACAAUCCCUGAUCUUAGAGCUGUUAACAUUUUGUAUAGAGCACCAUACAUUCCACAUCAAAAACUACAUUAUUAGUAAAGAUUUAUUAAGAAGAGUUUUACUGUUGUUAAAGUCACGUCACAGGUUUCUGGCAUUGUGUGCAUUAAGAUUUAUGCGUAAAAUUGUUGGAAUAAAAGACGAUUUUUACUACAGAUAUAUCAUCAAAGGAAGUUUAUUUAAACCAAUCGUAGAAGCUUUUAUAGAAAAUGGCACAAGAUAUAAUCUCUUUAACUCUGCAAUCAUUGAAUUAUUUGAAUUCAUUAAAAUGGAGGAUAUCAAGUCUCUCUGUGCUCACAUAGUAGAAACACACAUGAAAGAACUAGAGAGUGUUAAUUAUGUUAGUACAUUUAAUUCCCUCAAGAUGAGAUACGAACAACAACAAGAUGGCCUCAAGGACAAAUUAUUUGAUAGUACAUCAGUGUUGCGGAAUCAUCGAUAUCGACGAGAUGCUAGGACACUAGAAGAGGAGGAAGAAAUGUGGUUUGAUGAAGACGAUGAAACUGAGGACUUGGAUUCCCUGGUCCCUGUUUCUGAUGUAUUAAGAUCUAGUUUAGAUGCAGAUUUUGACCAUAUAAACAGAUAUAUAGGCAAUAGAAAAGUCAAUAAAGACCAGUCGAGAGAAUCACCACCAAGGUUAUUUAAUAACAGAUCAACAUGUAUAAACAUUAACCUCAGAAACAACAGUCCAAACACGAGUCCAGUAGGUAGUCCUGCUACAUCACCGACAGGAAGUCCAACUAUACCUUGUCCUACACCAAACACAUCACCGAUUACACCUUCAGAAAAGGCAUUAGCUGCCAAAAGGGCAGGUUUAGUAGGACUUGUGGACUAUCCUGAUGAAGACUCUGAUGAAGAGGAAGAGGAUUCAGAAACCCCCACAGCUAAACGUCCACGACUGGCAACGUAGUGAUAUAACAUAGUGAUAGAAAGACUUCUACGACUUAGCUAGCCGAGACUGUGUCUCUGAGAAUGGUGCUAGAUUACCUGUGAUUUAAGGGUCCAGAGAAAAGCCCCCGAAUGAUGGCUGUGGUUUGUGCCAAUAAAGGACUGCCUUUGAAGUGACGUCUGACCCUUGAUGGGUAAACGGCUGGGAUCAUCAUGUCAUGUUUUAUCAGAAUGAAGUUAAAUAUCUGAUCUCAAUACUUUCAUUAUCAUAUUACUCUCCGGUAACUAGGUUAUCAGGUUGUUAACUCAAUACUGCCGGUCAAACUAGUGUACUACUUCUUUUUCAGGUGAUAAUAGAAUAAGAAUGAAUUGGAAAGAAAAGAUUUAAAAAUCAAAAAUAUCUUCCCCCUUUAAUAUGGGUAAAUUAAGAUAAGUGAUUAGUAUUUUGCCCACUCGCUGUAAUUAUUUAUGUAUUUAUUUAUUAUAUCAUUCGGUUGAUAUCCGUCCUUUUUAAGAGUUCUCUUAUUUCACAUUAUGCCAAAAUUGCUACCAUGAAUUAAUUCUUUAUAUUGAACUCUAAACUUAUCAUUGCAUUUGUACAAUUAUUAGCAUUUAAGUAUUUCUGUAAGUCAUGUUUCAUUUAUAUGUACAAAGCACACAUUGAGUAAUGUAUUGUUAACUUUGAUUUAUAACAUCUAAUAGGAGAAAUUUGACAUUUACUAUUGUUCUUCGAUAAGAGUAAAACCAAAAUUAUUUAAUUUAUGUGCUGUACAUAAAUAAAUGAGGAAGACUUGUUUAAGUAAUUAAUCAUUAUUGGGUUAAUUCUGUACUAAAAUGCUUAAAAUGGCCCUAUUCUGAUCUUUAUUUUGAAAUGGCAUAUUUAGACCAUUGAAAGAUAGAAUUUGUCAAACAUAGGAAAAUUCCUUCAUAGAUCUGAAAAUUGUCUAUUUGUUUGUGCAUGUUAUAUUUUUGAAAAUAAGAAUUUAAAGUAUUUUUGUUCAAAUGCUGAUAUUGUUUGUAAAAUGUAUAUGACAGAGUCACACUUAAAAGUAUUUUCUGACCAUUAAAGAUAGUAUUAUAUGUCCUCUUCUACCUGAAAGUUUAUUUUUUAAAGCAGAAACAUAUAUAAAUUUUCAAACUGAUAAGUUUUAAUUUUUUUGAGAAAAGUCUCUGAAAUUUUACAUUCCUUUGAAAUAUACUAAGGUUUAGACUGAAAAAUUGCCUCAACUAAAAUUCAGCAAGAAAUAAAGAGCAAAAAAUAAUUCUAGCAAAACUCUACUGGUUGUGAACUUCUGUAGAUAUCAAGAGAAAAAUGCAGAACUCUUCUUUAGGGAGAUAUAAAUGUAGCAAUCUGAAUGAAAACAUGUGUUCAUUUCUAUAAAUACAUGUAUAUAUACUGAUGUUUUUCAUGAUGAUCUGUAGACAAACUUCAGUGUAUUGAUUGCUGAGAUAAUACUGUUUGAUUGUCUGUGAAUGUUUUGGGUGUGUUGUAUUUCAUUCUAUUGUCAGUAUAUGUUUCCAUGUUUUAUAUAAAAAAAAAGAUAUUGCCAACUUUCCCUUUUAUUAUAUUUGCAGAGUAAAUUUUGAGAAGUUGAAGCAAUAUUCAUAGGAUUUUAGUAUAGAAGAGUCUUGGAAAUACUUUAAAUAAUUUUAAAACUAUGUGCAAUCAAAAUACUUCAGCUCAUUGCAUUGUUGCAACAAUUUUACCCCGAUGCAAAAUAUUUCAAUGAUUGUAAAAAUAUAGAAUGAGGCAAUACAAAUAAAAACUGAAUUGAAUUGUAAGUGUUAGCCUUUUAUGGGAAUAGCUCUGCUUGUAACAUGAAUAAUUAAGGAAAUCUUUUUAUCAUAUUAAAAGCACCUAGUACACUUAUUCAACUGUCAAUUGGCAAAUAUUCAGAUUCACAUGGAAAAUUCAUUAUUUAUUUUUUUAAAUAUCAUUUUACAACUAAAGAACAUUUAUUUUAAUUUCAAACUUGACUUUAUAAUGAAGGAUAGUGAGAAGAAGCAGCAAAGAUUUGCUUCAGUUUAAUGUGAGGUUAUAUUUAUAUGAAAUGAAAGUUGUUGCAUAGCUAGAAGGUAUUUAAAAAUCAUGAAAAUUGAAUAUUUUGUCAUUUGAUUGUUGACUGAACUUUUAUAAACUGUUUGAAAUGAUGAAUAAGCUACAAGAGAAAAAAAUCAAGAUAAUGAAUACUCCUACUAUACAUUGAAAGGGUAAUGUGAGGAUAAAGGGAAACUUUCUUGUGAUAAUUUAUAAGAUAUUUUAACCAGUGUUAAAUGUUCAAGUAAGGGUUGAAUCUGAUUACACCACUGAUAAAAUGUAUGGUAAUUAAGUUUUCUGAAUUAAGGUCUUUUAUUAGCCUGAUAUACAGAAAGGUUGUGAAAUUCUUAACACAAUUUUAAUAGGAAUUGAUAUACAAAAACAUGUAACAUUUUAAGACCAAACAUUCUAAUGGAGAAGAAUAAUAAUGUUAAAUUUAGAAUAAUUUCACAUGUAAUUUCAUUUAAAUUAAACCAUAGAACAUUCCUGUAUUAAAACUUCAAAAUAACAAUUUAAUAUGAUUCAGCAGUUUUCAUUUACAACUAGCACCAGUGUUAAUGAGUCUUCUUAUAGGGUUCCUAUGAUUAAGACACUCCAUCAAAUUAUCUAUUGUUGUAUUCUGACCAUCUAUUAUCUAGUCAAACUACCUGGGAUGUUUCAAAAAGAACUUAUUCUAUCUUAGGUAUUUCAUUAACUAUCUAUAAUGGUGUCAACGUUUGACAGAUCUUAACACCUCUCACUGAAUGUUAUAAAUACAAUAAAACCUAGUUCUCAAUUUGUUCAUUGUAAACAAAGAUUGAAGCCCUUUAGUACUUACACGUAUCAUCAGUAUUUGAUUUGAAUUGGUUCUGAAUAUCACAGGAUGACAUUAAAAUUUCCCCAUAUUGGGAUUAAAUCAUCAAUAGUUAAAUGUAGUACAAAGUAUUCCAGUCUUUCUAUGUAUGCUAAGACAUCAGUCACUUACAGUACUUAAAACAUCAAAUCUAUUACACAAGAUCUGAAUAUCAUAUAUCUCUUAGGAAAAUAAAAAUGGCUACUGACUGACAAGUUUAAUACUUGACUCUACUUAAUAACAGCUAUCUAUGGGAAGUAUAAAGUAUUUUAGUAUUGAGAACACCAUUGUAGAACUUCAGGCAGCAUGAAAGAGAAUUAUUUUUGGCAUGAAAUGGUGCAUGCUCUGUUUUAUUGUACAUAACCAUACACAUAAAGUCAGCAUUUUAUCAAAUGAAAUUUUUAUUAUAAUGUAAAACAUGUUGAAUUAUAUGAAAAAACUAAAAAAAUAAAUGCAACAUGAAACAGA